Messenger RNA from Staurois parvus, 256 nucleotides. The record is from the annotation of a GenBank genome assembly. Lineage: Eukaryota; Metazoa; Chordata; Amphibia; Anura; Ranidae.
CCUGAGUGUAAACGACACAGGUCUCUUUCUUGUCAGCAUGGGCAUGCUGUUUUGUUUCUCUCUGCACAGCAUGUCGUCCUAGUAAAACACAGAACUCAGCACACAGUAAAAGACACAUAGCACACAGUUAACCCUUUGAUCGCCCCAGAUGUUAACACCUUCCUGCCCAGUGUCAGUUAGUACAGUGUCAGUGCAUUCUGACACUGGGGGGGAACUAACUUGGUGUCACUGACAUCCCCAGUGACACCAAUACAGU